Messenger RNA from Habropoda laboriosa, 937 nucleotides. RefSeq names its product armadillo repeat-containing protein 1-like. Bases 116 to 937 code for a protein of 273 amino acids. The transcript has 5 exons. Lineage: Eukaryota; Metazoa; Arthropoda; Insecta; Hymenoptera; Apidae. The record is from RefSeq and is a predicted model, not a curated record.
GUAGUACGUCAUGCAGACACUAGUUUCGCUACUGCACUAUAAUAUACGCGUCAUCGAAACAAUUUGGCAGCAGCUGGUUGUAGCAUGACUGUUGCUGUUAUUACUACGUAGGAUAAUGGACGUGGACGAUUCUUUAGAUCCAAAAGAAUUAAAAAUUACUCUCGAAACAUACAAAAAGUUGGCAAAUGAUAUUGCAAACCACGACACGAUCUUAAAGGAUAAAACAGUUUUAUCGUACGUAGCAUACGUCUUAGAAGUACCCGAUUUCGAGAUUGUUAAUUUAGGUUUAGAUAUUUUGGAAAUGUUUGUUAAAAAUGUGGAUAAUUAUGUACAUAUAACCUCUACUUUUGGAAUUCGUGAAGCCUUAGAUGCAAUUAUAAAUAAGUACAGUGUAGAUGACCCAAAGAUAUCUAAACGGGCACAAUGUAUAAAAGAUGAUAUAGAAAGAAUGAAACCUCCAAUAUACAAUUUACGCAGCAGAUGUAGGAGAGUUAUAGAACCCAAAAAGUUAAAAACUCAUGUAAUUGUGUUACAUGUUCAAGGCUUAUUACCGGAAACCCAUGCAGAAUUAGAGGGAAUAUUAAUAAGAAUCAAUGGAUUAGUUUCCCUUGUAGUUGAUGUAGAACAUCAACGAGUUACAAUGCGUACAUUAAGUUAUGUCACAGCAAAACAAAUUGCAGAAGCAAUUCAAAAAAAUUCAGACGAUAUGGAAGCAAGAUUAGUGACAAGAAAUAAAUUGAAUCAAGAAUAUCUUGUUAAACUGAUCAAUACAGGAACCAAUGGUGAUGCUGAAGAUAUGCCGAAUUACUUACCUGAAGAUGAUGAUCCAGAAGAUGAAAAAGAGGGAGUUGUUUCAUUACUUACUGGCUUAAGACAAAGUGCUUCAUCAUUAUACAAAUCCACUGCUGAAUUUCUUCAUAAUUCAUUUUACUGGUAA